UUUUCUUUUCAGCCAUCCUUGCCAAAUAUAAGGGGCCGGAGGGGCAUCUCUCCGUUACGCUGGUUGCGGAAGCCGGGGCUGCAUACUCUGCGAGUGUUUUCGGCCCUUGUAGUUAUGGCCUCAGUUGCAACAAAGGUGCCAGGCGGCAGCAUGAUGGCGUGGCUACGCCGCUGGGCGUACAACGCGUCCGGCUUCAACAAGCUGGGCCUGUGGCACGACGACUGCCUGUACGAGGACGAAGAGGUGAAGGAAGCGCUGCGCCGGCUGCCCGAACGGCUGCAGGACGACCGCACCUUCCGCAUCCAGCGUGCCAUGCAGCUGUCACUGCAGCACGCCCUGCUGCCCAAGGAGCAGUGGACUUCCUACGACGAGGACGAACGGUACCUGAAGCCGUACCUGGAGGAAGUGCGAAGGGAGAACCGUGAGAAGGCCGAGUGGAGCAAAAAGUGAGACGCCGACGGUCUCGGAACGGACUAGUGUGUGUGGUCUGCCGCAUCGGCCCGCGGUAGUGACGGGCGCAAGCGGUGCCACAGAGCAAUACCGGCACCGCCCCACGCCGUCAGUGUGAAUAUAGAAGCGUACAAGGCA
Messenger RNA from Pollicipes pollicipes, 588 nucleotides. RefSeq names its product cytochrome b-c1 complex subunit 7. The transcript is spliced from 3 exons. Lineage: Eukaryota; Metazoa; Arthropoda; Thecostraca; Pollicipedomorpha; Pollicipedidae. Gene Ontology annotation, biological process: mitochondrial electron transport, ubiquinol to cytochrome c. Gene Ontology annotation, cellular component: respiratory chain complex III. The coding region runs from base 115 to 450 and encodes 111 amino acids. The record is from RefSeq and is a predicted model, not a curated record.